UGGGGUUCGGGGAAUUGGAUGGAAAACAGCGGACAUGGCAAUAGGCGCAGAUUAAAACGAGACACAGCCACGGCGGCAGCAAGACGUUAGCUGUCACAGAAUGCCCUAGCAAGCAAAGAAUGCUCCAGCGUUGACACUGAGCAUUGAGUUAUUUGUGCCACUGAAUGGAAGUUCCGUUUUGCAAACAUCAUUUGUCAUAAUUCUGCACACCCAUAUGCGAUAAAAAAUGCCAGCCGGACUGAACCAGCAAGCCAAUGGAAUAACUCUCUCCGAUACUAUGGGGUCAUUCAAGAGGAGGAAGAGGAAGUCCAUUGUGGUGACGGCGGCGCUUUUCGUGGUGUCCCUGCUCAUUCUUACCAUCGGGCUGGCUGCCACCACCAGGACACAGAACAUCACUGUCGGAGGAUACUACCCAGGAGUCAUACUGGGUUUUGGCUCUUUUCUCGGAAUCAUUGGAGCCCAUUUGAUAGAAAACAAGCGGCAGAUGCUGGUGGCCUCCAUUGUGUUCAUCAGCUUUGGAGUGGUGGCGGCCUUCUGUUGCGCCAUUGUGGACGGUGUGUUUGCAGCGAGGCAUAUUGACCUCAGACCUUUCUACGCAGGUCGGUGUGAAUACUACUCUAGCGUGACAGCAUUUGACCGGGAUGUCCACUGUCAAACAGGCCCUCGCGUGUCCUGCAGCUUGCGUGUAAAAAGCAACACGUGCUACUGCUGCGAGCUCUACAACUGCGGCAAAGAACAUCCUCUUUUGGGACGUCAAAAUAAAGAGGUUUUGAAAAAAUAUAAGAAAUCAUCCCUGAUUUGGAACCGUGUGGAGCUGAUGGGAGGGUACCACGAGUACACGGAGGUGCAGAGCUGUCAGGAUGUGGUGCAUCUCUACCACCUGCUGUGGACCGCCACCAUCCUCAACAUUGUGGCCCUCUUCCUGGGAAUCAUCACGGCUGCCGUGCUGGGCGGGUUCAAGGACAUGACUCCUACAUCCGCCCCUGACAGCCGUGAGGCAAACCCCAUUCCUGUCCCGGUCCCUUCCGAGGCCCCGGCUCCUACCACCUCCUAUAACUCCUAUUACAACAGCGCCCCCUGCCUGCCCCCCUAUACAGCCUAUGACCUGCAGGCACCCAACAUGUUCCCAGACUCCUCAGGUCUGUCCGAUGACUCCCAGUCUGGGGCCAGCUCCAUGUGGCCCACCCAGAUCCCGCCCAGCUACUCUCCCCCUUACUACCCCCCUGACGACAAGCCUCCACCUUACAGUCCUUAAACGGCCAGCUGAUGGGAGCGUUUCUACAUGCCCCUGGAUGACUGGCAUGGCCCUAGGGGGUCAGGGGGUUAGCCCUUCAGGGGUGAGAUCCCCAAACAGUGAACCUUCCCUCCUUCUUAGUGUCUACAUAGUGCUGAGUGCAUGUGUGGGCCUUUGUAAUAACUGUUGCAGGCACUCUGGCACUGUGUCCAAGCUGUGAGGGUUUUUCCUGCGCUGUGACUCUUCAGAACCAGCACAGCCCAAGCCUCUCUGUGCAUUCGGUGACAUGGGGAAAGGGCCGGGGCCACAGAUGUGACCAUAGCAUCGCGCUGCAGAGAGAAUUCAUCACAGGAAGGGCGGAAGCAAACUGAAAGAUUGCCUUUGUGAUGGUGUUUCCGUGGCAUGCUGAAUGACCUUGGGGCUCAAAUCUGAUGAAGCUCGAAGGGAAGGCAACGACCUCUUGUACUGCAAUCUCUCUGCCUGCCGAGUUGUAUCAAACGCUCCUGUGAAGCUCUCGGCGAUGCCAGGACCAAUCUGCCUUAACAUCCGUCAGCUUCCACAACCGCAUCUCUGGGCCUGGGCUAGAUGGCACCACAGCUCAGUUAAAGAAAUCUCCAUGGAGAAUCUACAAGGUCUCUCUGCAGCUCUCUUCCAUAUUUCUCUCUCUCUCGCUGCCUCGCCUCAUGUCUGAGGGCUUUCUCUGCAGAGGCGGUUUCCUGUAUAUUGUUGUAUUGUCUUUUCAUAAACACUGACGAGGAGAUGAGUCUGAGGUUCCCCGUUUUUAACGAAUCCCAUCCGAUUCCUCUACCUGCUUUGUGUCACACAAAGAGUAUCAAUUCACUUAGUGAUCUUCUCUUUUUGCCUUCGGCGCAUGUAGAUCAUGGUGAACUGUACAGAGACUUUUCAGCCCCAAUAAUUCUGUGUACAUCUGCUCAGCCUAAUUCGUACACUCUGUAAUUAAAUGUAUGUUUACUUUGCAGUCAAUCAAAAUACAAAGCAUAUGAGGUGUACACACCAUUACAUGCUCAUCACACAGUUACAUUUCGAUUGUGAUUGUAACACGGUCACAUUGCAAAUGUUAAAACCAUCUCAUGACUGCGCAUAUUUAUAAAGUUCAUAUAAUUUUAAGUUUCAUAUGUCACAGAUUAUGAGUUGUAAUGUCUUCCCCAUGCAGUGAAAUUGCUGUCCCUCAAUGAAAAUGGGAACCUCGUGUCCCAACAAACUUAUAUAAAGCAAUACAGGAGUCCCAUAAUCUCACUCUUGUCUGCCUCACUUUACAUGAUGCAGAAUGUUAGUGAUAUUGUUAGCUAGGUAGCAACAAAUAUGAAGUAUUAAUUCACCUUCCAAAAAACAGCAUUUUUUUCGUUCUCAUCUAAGCGUUUAUUCCUCUUAUUUUUCAGGCGCACAGAUCAUUUUUGUAUUUCCAUUACCAGUAUGUAACUAUUUGUAACUUGAAAUACCAAAUCACUGAACACUUCUAGAGACUUUAAGACACUUUUCACUUUAUUUUAUGACCUUCCAUUUCUUCAUAGAGCUUUAGGUCUGUGGUCAAAAACAUGUUAAGUGUUUCAGUCCUUUUUCAGGGAUCACGUGAUGGUCCCUUCCAAUAAGCAGCCUAUAAUAGCUAUUAUCCGUUACAGGGUCAAACAAUUACUUUCUUGACCAGAGAAAACUCCGUAACAGAUACUGCAUUAUUUUAUUCUGAAAAGGAACCAGUCUAUUGUUUCUUCUUACAACUGAAUGAUAAAAUAUAUAAAUAUAGGCAGCAAACAUGGGCCACAUUUAGACCGCACUAAAAUUACAGCACAGUCAAGAAACACACUUGGUAGAGCUGUUUCUGUGGACCAAUCCAUCAGCCACCCAUGUAUUGCUGUGAUGAUAGUGGGGCGCAUAUUUGGUCUUCCAUUGGGGACAAUCUCAAAGGACAUACUAGCAUGUAAAAACCUGACUUAACCUUGAUUUCAGAGAAGUAAUGUCAAGAGCAAUUCUGGUGGCUGAUCCCUGCUGCACGCAGUGAGUUCAUCCCAUAUCAUUCCCUUUGUCCAUAUACCUUACCCACUGAGCCAAAGCAAACCUGGUGCCGUUGCAAACACCAUCUGAUUUCACUUUUCACCAUUGAGGGGUCCUUGCAACCAAUGUCCAGAUAGUUUGGAAGGUCAAGCAUUCUAUCAUGUAUGUGUACAGUUACUAUUCUGGAUCAGCUCAUGAACCUUUCAUCCUCUCCACUACAGUGUAGUCACUACACAAUAACAGAGGUCAGUCACUUGCCACAGUGACAGCAUGCGUUUAAUAACAGGAAACACAUAACCUUUUCCGCCAUCAGCUUAUUACAUUUUACCUUACAAAUAGUACAAUCUGAGAGGAAAAAAAAAACUGACAACACCAGGAUCAAGUUAAAAAAAAUUAAUGUGGGGAAUUGCCCACCAAGGUGGAACAUUCAUGAUCAGGAUUUCAUUAACAUUUUUUUUUAUUUUAGCAAAGACUAGCUAGAUAUGUUAACAUGUUUACAUUUGACACACAAAUGUCAAUAAUCAAAUCACAUCAAAUAACCUUCAUAUGUUCUUCCAUAAAGCACACUUCGGAGUAUGGUUCUUUGCCGUAUUAAAUGCAACAGGUAUCUGACUGAGAUAUUGCUCGCAUAGUCUGAAGACAGUGCAGAUGGUAUGCAUGCAACAGUUGAUUUUGGAUGUUGUCAAAUGAGGACAGGUUAGUUUGUGGCUUGAAAGAGGUUCGACUUGCAGGACUGUACUGGUUUGAAUGUGCCACUAUCUAGGAUAUUGCAGCUGCCAUAGGCUGCCAUACCCCAGUGACACCUCUUCUAAUGAGUAAUUACUCAAGAAAAUAAAGUAAACAACUAGCAUAACUACACCUUACCAUACGUAAAUGGAUUUUAAUUUAGAGUUGUGUUGUUUUCAGUAGCAGUUUAAAAACAACUAAUGCUGCCAUUGAAAUUAUACACAGUUAAUUCAAUGUAAGUGUUCAGCACCACAUGCCUUAUGUACAUCUUUAAUACAUCAUUAUUUUUCUCCUGUUGAAUGUUUGGACUAAACAGUCUGCCAGGCUUUCCGGCAGAUUUCAGGGGCAGAAACUCAUCCCCUCCGCAUUGUGCCCAAAAUACUACUGCGCCCCAAAUAUUCACAACCAAUGCCAUACAUUUUUUGGCAACUACCCACUGCCCCCUUACACUGGGCAAAGCGCUAGCACAAUCAGGAUAAAAAUUGCCAACUCAGCGCUGUUGGCAUUUUUGCCAACUGCGCUGACAUCAAGUUACCAAAAACAAAUACGCGGAGUGCGUUUUUGCCGACUGGGCCACAUCUGCGUCCCCGCAAAACCUCUCCCAUGACUAUUUAUUGUGCUCUGCUUGAAGGACACCUGAAACAUAUGUCAGGCAUCUCCACGGCAACCAUUUUUCUUCCAGCGUUGCGCUUAAUUACUGAAAUCUAAGUAAAAAUGACCCCCUGAGCACACACCAGAUCUCAGACUGAGAUCUCGUGUCAAAAUGAACAAUUUUUCCUGGAAUAUUUCUUGCUGUAUCUUACCAGAUCACCUUUUUCUAUCUUUUCCUACCAUCCAGAAGGAAGUGUUUGUAUGUAUUAAGACUCCUUGCUGAAGCUCACCCCUUACAGCUUUGUGAAUGAGAAGUAAACACUGGUGAUAACAACCCAAAAGCUGAAAUAACACCAUACACACACCUUCUGGCAGCACUCUUUAUAUUCAUUGUCAAGCAAAGCCGUCAGAAUUUAAAAUGUACACGUUUCCUGUUAAACACUUCCUCACAAUUACAGACACAAAGGAAUCACUUCAGCGCCAUAAAGUUUUAUUUCCAUUUUGUAUAGCACUAAGACCUAAUAAAUAAGUUUGAAAAACAAAGUAAACAAAUGUUAAAAUGAAAAAAGGUCUUUAGUACAAUUAUUUACACAACACGCAGUUGUUAAUCCGUUUUUGAAAGCAUAAAAGCUUGAACGGCUUUUAUUUUCCAACAUACUGAGACAGAAAAGGGUCUACUCGCGUAGUAUAUAAAAAAAGUCAAAUAAGCCUUCUACUGGCAAAUGCAAAGCAGCUACACACAAAGACAAAGACAAAUUAGAAAAGCAAAAGAACAUGAAAAUCACAACUCCUGCACUAGCUGCCGCCUCUUAACGGCAGAGACAUUCUGAAUACAGACAUAAAAGUUACUUGAAUGACAGGAUUCCUGUGUUGCACUGUAUGGCAAAAGGUCUAGCUGUUCCAUCACCCAAGUACAGUGAAGUAAGUGUCUUUUAGCAUCCUGGACAGAACAAAUGGAGUUAUUAAAAAAAAAAAAAAGACAGCAUGAUAU
Messenger RNA from Megalops cyprinoides (Indo-Pacific tarpon), 5552 nucleotides. RefSeq names its product transmembrane protein 255A (gene tmem255a). NCBI's taxonomy places the organism in Eukaryota, Metazoa, Chordata, Actinopteri, Elopiformes, Megalopidae. The transcript has 10 exons. Bases 227 to 1255 code for a protein of 342 amino acids. The record is from RefSeq and is a predicted model, not a curated record.